Neurospora tetraspora is the source of this 1053-nucleotide messenger RNA. RefSeq lists its product as uncharacterized. The record is from RefSeq and is a predicted model, not a curated record. Lineage: Eukaryota; Fungi; Ascomycota; Sordariomycetes; Sordariales; Sordariaceae. Bases 292 to 1041 code for a protein of 249 amino acids. The transcript has a single exon.
AACAAGUCCAACAAGUCAAGUCAGCUUCUGGACUUGAAUUGACUUGAACAGGCUUUCGGGCGACUUGACUUGCCUCCCAACAAGCUGACUUGGCUUGACUUGUAUACGACUUGGCUUGUGUGCAGCACUGGUUUCCCCAACAGACCACAGUACUUGUUUUCGACAUCGCGUGGCAAUCCACCAGACAUCACAUCGCCAGAAAGCUUUCUCUCCAUUUUAACUUGACGACUAGAGGUAGUCUAACUUUCCAUACAAGCAAGCUCAAACUAUUCACCACCGACCCAACCCAAAAUGGCAGACGAAAAGAACAACAACAGCUAUGACGAGCCUAACCUCGAGGAGCCCCAGCCUGCGACAACAACAACAACAACCACCGCCAACGGCAACGCUACCAACACCACCAACGGCAACGCUACCAACACCACCAACGGCAACACUACCAACACUACCAACGACUUUUACACGUCAUCCGACCCAGCCUCAGAAUUGUACAUAGCCUCAAGAGAAGUAAGAGAAGCCUUCGCCGCACUCUCCUUAUCCUCCCCCUCUAUAGAGGUACCCACUGCAUCAACCACGCAGCAACAACCAAACCCACAACAACCAAACCCACAACAACCAAACCCACAACAACCAAACCCGCAACCAAACCCACCACGCACACUCCCAGCCACACCCUCUGAUAUCCGCCGCUAUAUAUCCCAACUGGGCAACCACUUCAGGGCUAUGGGACGGUAUUUUGGCGAAGACAUCACGCGGUACGGUUCUCUGCAGAAUGCAGAGCUGUUCAGGCAGACGAUUGCGGUGUAUGCAGAGGUUGCGCAUGGGGUGUUGAGGGAGGUGGAUAAGUUCGAGGAGGGUAGGGAUGAGAUUGAGUAUGAGAGUGAGACUGAUGGGAGUGAGGUUAAUGGGAGUGAGGUUAAUGGGAGUGAGGUUAAUGGGAGUGAGGUUAAUGGGAGUGAGGUUAAUGGGAGUGAGGUUAAUGGGAGUGAGGUUAAUGGGAGGGAGAGGGGGCAGGAAGAGGACGGGGAACGUCAGCCAUGAUGAGCUUGAUGG